Xyrichtys novacula (pearly razorfish) is the source of this 5384-nucleotide messenger RNA. The record is from the annotation of a GenBank genome assembly. NCBI's taxonomy places the organism in Eukaryota, Metazoa, Chordata, Actinopteri, Labriformes, Labridae.
GCCGCAUCUGCUCUGCCUCUUCAAAACAUAAAGAAGGAGGCGCUUGGUAGCCUGGUUAGCGCCCUUGGUUACCGUAUCCACCGCAACGCACAGUUAGCAUAUAUCAAGUCUACGAUGGUUAGUCUAAUAGCUUAGGGUAGCUAACAACAACAACACCAGCUUCACUUUGUAAUGUAAAGUACACAAAAACACCGCGUUAUGACAGGUAGUGUUGUGCUAUUAGUUUAUUAGCUUUUCUCCGAUAGUUUGUACUCGUAGAGUGGACGACAAGCUAAGGUAAGGUAAGAGGCUAACGCUGGAGUUGCGUUAAAGUAUACGCGUUAAAACUGUCGUUGGUCUACUAGUAAAGGGGACAUAAUACAUCACAGUGGCUAGUGUAACCCCUACCUAUAGCUAGCAGCGUCAGAGUAUAAUGCAUUAAGAAACCUAACUUGGAGUUAUAAGAGGUGUACUCACAAAAAUAGAGUUGUCAUUGGUGAGCGUGUUGAAAUCAACGAUGGAGAAGGAGCAGCACAACACAGUCGUCUUUAACAGCUCCAAAAGAGAGCUCUUCACUGCUAACAGUGGAUACAAGAGCAUGCAGAAGAGACUCCGAGCUCAGUGGAAGAUACAAACGUGAGUGUUGCUCUAUUAUCUCCCUUGUGUUUGAUCCACUGAACAUUUCCUCGGUUCAGAGAUGAUUUCGAGACAAACCGUCUUUUUUUUUAAAGUGAAUGUUGUCUUUUCCAGCAUGAAGGACGAGCUGACUCUGGAGAGGCUGAGGGGCGUCAAGUUGUGGAUAACUGCGGGUCCAAGGGAGAUGUUCACAGCAUCAGAGGUAAUGAAGUUUUGAUUCAGGAUUAAUCAGUAAAACUGUCAACAUGAUCUCAGUUAAUUUAACAUAAUGUAACAUCUCUUGGUGUAGGAGAUAGUGGGCAUGUCGAACACAGCAGCCAUAUCAAAAUGUACUCAAAGCUGCUGACAGUAGUUCUUGUUCUGUGGUUCUUUUGACUCCACUUAUGGGCCAAUUUAUACCUUUUAUUACUUUACUGAUCUUCUCCUUUACAUGCCAAGGUAGCAUUUUCUAACAACAACAACAACAAAAUCUAAUUAUACUUCUUUCAAAACAGUCAACAUGUGUUAGAAUUUGAUUUAACCCAGUCUUGUUGAUGAUAGUCUUGUUUGUUUCAAUAGGUUAUUGAGAGACAACAUUUUUAAUAUGGAUCAUUUUUGCAGCCACCCUCUGAGCAAUAGACAGCUAUUAGACGUCUAUUUUUUUUUCAGACCUAAUUUCAACCGUCUAGAUUCUGUAUAUUUUUAGACAGAAUUUAGACGGUUGCACUUUAACCCAUUAUUCGAUAACUAUUUAUCUCAAAAAGCAACCGUGAGUUGCGUAACUGAUCUCCAAGUAUUUAACCAAAAUAAUAAUGAUAGUCGUUGAGCAAAAUACAGUGUAGUUUAGAUAUAGCCCAGAUUUAGACUUGGUCCAAACUUGGUCUAAAUUUAGACGUCUAAAAAAAUUUUCAUUUUUACACCUGUGGUCCAGACCAGCCGUCUAGGCUACAUUUAGACGUCUAUUAGACCUCUUUUAGACCAAAAAAUGCUCAGAGGGCAGUUAAUAACUCCUCACAGGGAUUUAAGUUUGGUCACUAUAAUGGUCGACACUGAAGUUAUUGUACUUUUAUAAAUUCAUUGCAGCUGGAAGCACUGAAGCACUUCCUGGAUGGGGGAGGAAACGUUUUGGUGAUGCUUGGUGAAGGAGGAGAAAUGAAAUAUGAGACCAAUAUUAACUAUCUCCUGGAGGAAUACGGGAUUCAGGUCAACAACGGUAUAUUGUACAAGCUGUUAAAACUGCAUUUGAUACUAGGGGUGUCCUGAUACGAUAUUGAUAUCGGUCUGAUAUCAGCAAAAAACGAAUAUCGGAUUAUAUCGGCUUGCACUCCGAUACAAGCAGUCCAUUUUAGGCUCUGCUCCGGUAUCUCUAUCUAGCAGCGCCCUAAUCCAGCAAGCUGAGCCCACAAAAUCACAACAACUGUGUGUACUAAAGUACUAACAAAGUAGCAAAGAGCAAGAGUUAUGUCAGCCUUGUGGCAGUUUUUUUUGUUUAAGUCCAAAAAAGACAUAGCAGCUGAGUCAAAAACAUGUCAUGCACAAUUUUGUGCCAAUAUCGUAUCAACAUCGGUAUUGGUCAAUAUCUGUAUCGUAUCGAAAGUCUAAAAGUUGUAUCAGGACCCCCCUAUGUGGUUGUGAGUGUUUUAUUGUCCGACAAAAGUUAAAGUGAAUUCUUCCCCGUCUUUUUUUCUGUCACUACCCCAGAUGCUGUUGUGAGGAACGUGUAUUAUAAAUAUUUCCAUCCCAAAGAGGCGCUUGUUUCUAAUGGUGUAUUAAACAGGUUUGUCACCACAGUCGAAGAUUUUUCUGUAGCCAGUGUUUCCAUGAAUUUAGAUCGCUCAUUAAGUUCUGUUUGUCUUUUUCUUGUCCAGAGAGAUCAGUCGGGCUGCUGGUGAAGUGAUCACCGGGAGCAUUGAAGAUGAGAAUGUUGGAAACAAUGCACAGUAAAACAUGAACUUUCCCCCCUUUUGAUUAGACAAGGCUUUCUAAUGUAGUGUUUGCAUGACUUAAAGGAGGUCUUUUCUGUCUUAAAUUAUAUAGGGCUCUCACAUUUGUGUACCCAUAUGGUGCCACUCUGGAUGUGAGGGAACCUUCUGUGGCUGUUCUUUCAACUGGCUCAGUCUGCUUUCCCCUCAAUAGGCCUGUCAUGGCCUUUCAUCAAGUAAAGGUAGGAGGUUUAACAAAGUUUUCAAACUCCUCAGGCCACACAGUAUGAAUGACGUUAGACUAGGGCUGGGUGAUAUGGGAAAAAGUUUAUCACGAUAUAUUUGAUAUAAAAAAUCACUUAAAUAAAAAUUAACAGUGCGUAUUGGUGGCAUGUCCUUGCAAUACAAUAAGCUACUGCAUCUGUGAGGUCUUUGUGUCUCUUCUGUCGUAAGGCGUUGCGCUAGAGAAAGCGGACUGAAUAGUUGGCUGCACAUGCACCAUUGGCUGCUUUGCACUUGCUCCGCUUGGGGUUUGUAACAUUUUUCAUUACACGUGCUCUGCUUCAGGUGGUGAAAAAGAUUUGAGAUAUUCCCCGACUUUGCGACAUAAUUUGCAGAGCACAUUAGUCUGCUUCAUGUCUGACCUCAAAAAACCAAAAUACCUCCACGCCACCAGUGUUUUCACGCCAGUGUUGACGAUAAUUUCAUCAUUUGUUGAGCCUUCAUCUGCAUUUCUGCCGGGGGUGGCACUCGCUUUCUUUUUUUCUCACUGACAGUGCUGUCAGCUUCACCUGUUAAAGUGCUGUGGUUGUGUGUAGCUGCAGCCUGCUAAUACGCAGUUGUUUGCCACUUGGUUCUAAUUCAGCACAUUUUUGGUUCAGCGCAAAGCGGACCCGGAGCAACUCCCCUUUUCAUUGGCUAUCAUAUAGUCUACCAAAACAUGGCAGAUUGCUGGCUAUCGAAAAGCAUAUUGACCAUGUUUCAUAUUGAUAUUGAGGGAAAUAAGUUUUCGAUACAGAUCGUUUUAUCGCCCAGCCCUACUUUAGACUGAGCUGACAGAUGACUGAAUGAGAUGAGUGUGUGUCUCAACCCCUGAAAUGAUAUAUAAAAAGGUUCUUGCAUAUUUUGAAGGAGGCUGGCCAGCUGGUGGUGUCUGGUUCCUGCCACAUGUUCAGUGACCAGUACAUAGACAAAGAGGAGAACAGCAAAAUCCUUGUGAGUCCAGUUAAUUUUUUGACAGCAUGUCACAUAAGUAGAACAGUAUUCUCUUCUGGUAUAAAGCAUAUUUUUACUCACACAAAGUCUGUUUUACUCUUUGUCCUAGGAUGUUGUGCUCCAGUGGCUCAUGACUGAUAAUAUUGAGCUGAAUCAGAUUGACGCUAAAGACCCAGAGGUGAGAACACAUACUUGACAUUUUAAUGACAUCAUUGGAACAGUCAUCAAAGUACACUUACAUCCACCUCCUCCCGACUUUAGAUCACAGACUACACCAUGUUGCCAGACACAGGCUGCUUGUCAGAACAGCUGAGAGUGUGCCUACAGGAGGGCGAUGAAAACCCCAGAGACUUCACCUCUCUCUUUGAUAUGUCUUUGUGUCAUUUUACAACAGAUACUUUGCCCCAAGUCAUCAGGUGAGAAUGCUGAAUACUUGUCUGAAUAUUAACUCUGUGACCACAUGAAUUAUAGAGAACUUCUCUCCGCAGUGCAUACAAGCAGCUAAAUGUCAAAAAUGAGCCGCUUCAGCUCAUCACUCCCCAGUUUGAAACUCCACUGCCGCAGCUACAGCCUGCUGUGAGUCAAAGUUCUGUGUUCUUGUUGCAGCUGAUGUUUUUCCUGCAUUUUAAUAAGUUGUGCAUUUGUACUCAAAUGAAAUGUGAAGGGAACAGGUAGUUUGAUACCUUCAGGCUUAGACUCAAAACUGGAUGCUUCAUUUUCUAGGUAUUUCCACCUACUUUAAGCGACCUGCCUCCACCCAUGCUGGACCUGUUUGAUCUGGAUGAAACGUUCUCUUCGGAGAAAGUGCGCCUGGCACAGCUCACAAAUAAAUGCAAGUUCUUUACUUUAUCCCUGGUUUUCUACACAGUUGGAAUUUCCAUACCCUACCUUUUAGAAUUAUAUUUGGAAAUACCUACUUUUCCAUUUUAGAAAACUGUAUUUUUUUACUAUGGUCAUAGUCCUGAAACCUAAAUAUUUUUCUACUUUAGUUUUCAUUAACCAUACUUUUUCAGACCUGGAUCGAUCAAAUUACUUUCAUACUUUCCAUACUUGUGUAGGAACCCCGUUAUCCUGAGAUUAGACUAAUCUGGCUAGGAUAAAGUUUUGAUCAUUUUCUAAUGUGGAUGCUCUUGUCACAGGCUCAGACGAUGAUCUUGAAUUCUAUGUCAGAAAAUGUGGAGAGAUUCUUGGGGUGACUCCGAAGUUGGAUAAAGAACAGAGGGAUGCCAAGCACAUCUUGGAGCACGUUUUCUUCCAGGUCGUUGAGUUCAAGAAACUAAAUCAGGUGAGAUCUCUUUGCAUGUGCAUAAGUGUGUUUCAGUUUACACGCAUUUCAUACAACCUCGAUUUUUCUCUCUUUACAGGAGCAUGACAUUGAAACAGAGGCUCGAUUUACUCCACUGUGAUGGGAUGCAUGAAGGUUGACUAGCACAAGUCUUCCUCGUCAGGAUGAAAGUUUACUCUCAAUUUAAAGAGAUCUGUCACAGAAGAUGAACACUAAUAACCAAGUUACAUCGGUUUCAAGAUAUUGUACAUAAAUCUAUAUUUUCAUACCUUUGCUUUUACUUUACUGAAGACAAAAUAUUAAGACGCUGUAACAUGAAGCAACUGAUCAUUUUAUUUAAACAAUAAAUCUUUAAAAAGAGUCAUUCA